Molecule: messenger RNA, 1732 nt
Organism: Stegastes partitus (bicolor damselfish)
Lineage: Eukaryota; Metazoa; Chordata; Actinopteri; Pomacentridae
Gene: dlx2a
Product: distal-less homeobox 2a
Exons: 3
Coding region: 174-1004 (276 amino acids)
Biological process (GO): cell differentiation; negative regulation of transcription by RNA polymerase II; embryo development
Molecular function (GO): RNA polymerase II cis-regulatory region sequence-specific DNA binding; DNA-binding transcription factor activity, RNA polymerase II-specific
Source: RefSeq, a predicted model, not a curated record
GCUGAUUUUGCCACAGUUUACACGGGGAUGCGUUUUGAUUCAGGUGUCAUCAGUGCAAGAUUUGAGUCGUGUUUUCAGCUUGCAGUUUCGUAAAUUUUGCGCAUAGGGUUUUUUUUUUUUUUGGUUUUGGUUUUUGCGCAUAGGCUACGAGGCUGCUCCGCUCCAACUCGAAGAUGACCGGGGUUUUUGAGAACUUAAAUACUGAUAUGCAUUCGAACCAGAUUACCUCAAGCAAUUACCACAGCUUGCACAAAUCGCAGGAGUCCCCGACCUUGCCGGUAUCCACGGCGACGGACAGCAGCUACUACAACAGCCAGCAGCCUGGGCAUUGCGCCGGGUCUCCAUUUGGCCAACUCGGCUCUUACCAGUACCAUGGCAGCGCCACGAGCUCCGUGCCAUAUAACGCAAAGUCAUACGACCUUGGUUUCAACUCGUCUUAUGGUGCAUACAGCUCCUACGGUUCCAACUCCUCUCCCACUCCAGCCGACACAGAGAAAGAAGAGAGCGAGCCAGAAAUCCGGAUGGUUAAUGGAAAACCAAAGAAGGUCAGGAAACCUCGAACCAUUUAUUCCAGCUUCCAACUGGCUGCACUUCAACGGAGGUUUCAAAAGACGCAGUAUUUAGCCCUACCAGAACGGGCCGAGCUGGCAGCCUCGCUGGGCCUUACGCAAACACAGGUCAAAAUCUGGUUCCAAAACCGCCGCUCCAAGUUCAAGAAGUUGUGGAAAAGUGGAGAAAUUCCCCCAGAACAACACGCUGCUUCCAGUGAAUCUCCCCCAUGCACGUCUCCGCCAACUACUGCCUGGGACUUUCCACAGACUCAAAGAAUGAACAGUGUCAGCUCAAGUUUACCUCAGAGCAGCAGCCCUCCCAACACGACUGCGCCUUCAUCGUUUUUGGCAAACUACUCCUGGUACUCAACCACGAACUCUACGACGCAUCUGCAGCCUCCUCUGGUCCAGCACCACCACAACGCCGCCAUAAGCGCUGGGACGAUAUUCUGAAAUUUAAAAAAACAAACAAAACAACAACAACAACAACAUCGGGUUUAAAUCGGACAAUACUGGUGAAAAAAAAAAAGAAAAAUGCCAAUACCUUCAUUAUACAGACCUCGUGUGUGUGCCAUGCGAACUUUACGCGCAAGCAUCUAUAGGAGAAGUUAAUGGAGCCAGACAGGUUCAUGGACCUUGCCAGCUUUCGCGCUGGCAAAUGGUAGACACAGAUUUCUACAGUUAUUUUUGUAUUUAUUUAUUUUGUUUAUGUGAGGGAUGAAUGAACCACUAUUACCCAAAGCAAUCACAGCCUGGGCGCAAGCCUACUUUUACGCGGACGUCACUUUUUUGCCAUUCCUGCAAAAUAAAACAUUCAUCGCAGGACAACCUUUCACAAAUGUAGCACAAGUUAACUGUAUCGUGCCUUUUUCAAUAUGACCUCAUUUUGUUGUGUGACAAAAAAAAAAAACAGCUUACCUUUAUCCAUUCCUCAUGUAGUUGAUUUGAAUAUAUUGGGGGGUAAGUGUCUGAAUCCACGUUUGUAAAUAUUUUACCACAGCUUUUUGAUAGCCCAUGUCGCUUUGACUCUUUCUGGUGCAAAUUCAUUAUCCACCGUAAGCUACUGAUUGUUCUACCCUCUGAUUUAAUUGUAUCACACUUAAUUGUAUUUUUUUGGUCCUAUUUAUUUUAGCAGUGUUCCAUAUAUGGCCAGACGUUAUUUAAAUAAAAUGUUUUCUGUG